AUGGUACCUAAGUUAAAGCAGGGCUCGAAAAUUGAUUAUUUGAAUUUUGUUCCAACAAUCAGUGAUUCAGAAGAAGAUAUUCCUGAAUUAGACGUAUCUGACGACGAAACCGUGGAAAAGAUACCUGUGAAGUCCAAGAAGAAGAAGUCUAAAGCUAAGCAAAUUGAAGAGAAAGCACAUGAAGACUUGAAUGAAAACUUCAACUUCAAUUUAGAUGGAGAUGACCUCGGUACCAGUUCCAAUUUCCAAGGUUGGGAUUUCCUUGGUGAUGAGAAGAAAGAUGAAAAUGCUGAAGACAUCAGAAAAGACGUUGAUUUAGAUAAGAUCAUCAGACGUAAAGGUGGCCUUAUCCAAAUGGCACAUGUUGAAUCCUCUGAAUCUGAAGAAGAAGAAGAAGAAGAAGAAGAGGACGAUGAUGAUGAAUUAGCCAUGGAUGGUUUCGGAAUGGGUGCUACAGAACAAAAUGAUGCAAACAAAAAUGAAUCUUCAGAUGAAGAAGAGAAGGAAGAAGUUGUAGAGGAAGAAUCAGAAGAAGAAGAACUUUCUGGAGACGAAGAAAAAGAAACUGAUUCUGCAGAAGCUGUUGCAGAAUAUUUUGCUCCAGAAGAAGAAGCAGAAGAUGCUAAGAAACAAACUCAUACAACUUUCAACACUCUAAACUUAUCACGUCCAGUCUUGAAAGGUUUGAGUAGUCUCGGUUUCACAAAACCAUCUCCAAUUCAAAGUGCAACUAUCCCAAUUGCUCUUUUAGGUAAAGAUAUCGUGGCAGGUGCCGUCACUGGUUCUGGUAAGACUGCAGCCUUUAUGAUUCCAAUUAUUGAACGUUUACUUUACAAGCCUGCCAAAGUGGCCUCGACAAGAGUUGUUAUCUUAACGCCUACUCGUGAAUUAGCUAUCCAAAUUUCCGAUGUUGCAAAGAAAAUUGGUCAUUUCGUAAAUGGGCUAACAUUUGGUUUGGCUGUUGGUGGUUUGAACUUAAGACAGCAGGAACAAAUUUUGAAAUCUAGACCUGAUAUCGUCAUUGCUACUCCAGGUAGAUUCAUUGAUCAUGUUCGUAAUUCCGCAAGUUUCAGCGUUGAUAGAGUAGAAAUUUUAGUUCUUGAUGAAGCCGAUAGAAUGUUAGAAGAAGGUUUCCAAGAUGAAUUAAGUGAAAUUAUGACAUUAUUACCUACCAGAAGACAAAACUUAUUAUUUUCUGCUACAAUGAAUUCCAAAAUUAAACAACUUGUCUCACUUUCAUUGAAAAAACCAGUCAGAAUCAUGAUUGACCCUCCAAAACAAGCUGCAGAUAGAUUGGUCCAAGAAUUCGUUCGUAUUCGUAAAAGAGAUCAUUUGAAGCCUGCCCUACUAUACAAUUUAAUCAGAAAGUUGGAUAGUACGGGUCAAAAGAGAAUUGUUGUUUUUGUUUCAAGAAAAGAAGUCGCACAUAGAUUAAGAAUUAUACUAGGUUUGCUAGGUAUGGGAGUUGCUGAACUUCAUGGUUCCUUGUCGCAAGAACAACGUCUGGAUUCUGUCAAUAAAUUCAAAAGCUUAGAUGUUCCAGUUUUAAUCUGUACAGAUUUAGCUUCAAGAGGUUUAGAUAUUCCAAAAAUUGAAAUUGUCAUAAAUUAUGAUAUGCCAAAAUCCUAUGAAAUUUAUUUACAUAGAGUUGGUCGUACCGCAAGAGCCGGAAGAGAAGGUCGUUCAGUCACAUUUGUGGGAGAAUCAUCUCAAGAGAGAGCUAUUGUGAGAGAUGCUAUCAAAAGUGUUGAAGACACGAAUAAAGUACCAAAGAAUGGUCAUACAGGUAGAGCUCUUGGUAGAAAUGUUGAUUGGAAUCAAGUUGAAGAGACAAAUAAGGUUGUCGAAAAAAAUAUAGACACCGUUGAUGACAUUCUAGUGGAAGAAAAGCAAGAAAAAGAAAUUAUAAGAGCAGAGAUGCAAUUGAAGAAAGGUCAAAAUAUGUUGAAAUACAAAGAUGAGAUUCAAUCUAGACCAAGAAGAACAUGGUUCCAAACUGAAUCUGAAAAGAAGAAUUCUAAAGUUAUUGGUGCUUUAGCAAAGACUAAGAAAACCGCAAAUAGUAAAAAAAGAAAGAGAGAAGAGGAGUUAGAAAGCAUGCCAAGAUCAUAUAAAAAGACACAGAGUGAUCGUAAGACUGACCAAGAAAGAACGAUGAAAAAAAUGAAGUCUUCUAUGGGAAAAGGAAAAGGAAAAGGAAAAAAGGGUGGUAGAAGAUGA
Messenger RNA from Kazachstania africana CBS 2517, 2220 nucleotides. RefSeq names its product putative ATP-dependent RNA helicase (gene DRS1). Gene Ontology annotation, molecular function: ATP binding; nucleic acid binding; RNA helicase activity. The coding region runs from base 1 to 2220 and encodes 739 amino acids. The transcript has a single exon. NCBI's taxonomy places the organism in Eukaryota, Fungi, Ascomycota, Saccharomycetes, Saccharomycetales, Saccharomycetaceae. The record is from RefSeq and is a predicted model, not a curated record.